This is a messenger RNA of Branchiostoma floridae (Florida lancelet), 1577 nucleotides long. RefSeq lists its product as uncharacterized. NCBI's taxonomy places the organism in Eukaryota, Metazoa, Chordata, Leptocardii, Amphioxiformes, Branchiostomatidae. The coding region runs from base 513 to 1577 and encodes 354 amino acids. The transcript has 6 exons. The record is from RefSeq and is a predicted model, not a curated record.
CCAGACGGCUCUUUUUACAGGUGUUGUCAGCUUUGGGGUCAAAGGGCGGCAGGAAGUUUGCUCAUGACAAAGAAACGCUGUGAGCUGGAGCUGGCGGUAUUUCCCCGCCUUCGCUAUAUUUGGCGACCUCUGUGUCAUCAUUGAGGCACGUACACCGCCAAGGAAAGGUUCAAAGUGAAAUCACAUGGAACUCAGAAGUGUAGGAAUUCAUGUAGGAAUUUCGCUUCUGCUACAAUUCGAAUCUUUGAUGUCUACAAUUUUACCAACAUUCUAACAACUUAGUGUAAAGUUGUAUGAGUCACACCCCACACCCCCCCACACACUGAAAGUUCACAGGCCACCAUCACGUCAUAACCACAAGGGAGCAUCCAGGAAACUAGUGGUGUCUACAAAGUCUGACAUUCUCACCAUGACCAAUCAAACUGUGUGUUCCAAGAAAAAUUCCAGCCUUCAACAAUCAUCCAAGAACUUUCAAACCAUUCAGUUGUGAAAACCCCACAAGAAGAAAGAACAUGUCUCAAAGGAAAGGUGUUGUUCUUGUUCUUUUGUCAUCUUGGACUUUGAUUUGGAAUCAAAGUUUUAGCACAGCGACUUUCAAUGUCACAAGGACGGACCGAGACUACUUCUCUGUGCAGACGUUAGACGGGGAGCCCUGCCCAGAUGGGGUGGAUGAUUUCUGUAUGACGAGGGACGCGGAGGGAGCUCACGUGUUUACGGACGUUAACGGGACCAGGUCGUGUGCGUGUAUGUGUAAGAACAGAGACACCUACAUGUCGGAUGUGAGGAGAUGUUCCCGUGCUGUAGAAGACUGUAAGCUCCAGUUUGAGGUUGGGGAUGGAGAAGAGAUCUACAUCAUGAAGGACCCUCCAGACAGGCAGCAGCACAACUAUGUCCUGGACUGGGACGAGGUGGACUGGACCAACGACGGCUACGGUCCGGGGAGGGACUGGACAUGCUCAGUGUCUUCUCAGAGGUUUCUUGAAGACGGAAGGUGGAAGCCGUUCUCAUGUCUUGGAGACGGUGUUCCAGAUGAGUUUGUUAAGGUGACCAGACCUACACCUGGAAGGGCGUGGCUUCUUGUGUUCCAGUUUGGAUCAUACCAUUCCCAGUUUGGGGGCCUGCUCAUAAAGGUGGGAAUCAACUGCCACAACCCUGAUCGGAGACGAGAAGAAAAAGACAACGGACAAGAAACGGAUUAUGAAGAGCUGGACACGACUUGUAUCGUAUUUAAGACCAGAGGAACGCGUCUUCAUAUCCCAGGUACCCCCUGUGUGACUGACCCCUCCCCCACAAGUAGACCCCCCACCCACAGUACUGUAACCAGAGAAGGCCCUGCGGUGACUGACAAGAGUUCACCUGUGUUUACUCCAACAUUCCUGUACACAACAAGGAGGCAACGAUCUCCGGCAACAGAAGAAUCCACUGUGUCAAACACCACAGGAAUGAUAAUGACAUCAGAAGAUAGUAGUAACAACAGUGGGCUGAUAGCUGGUACAGUGAUAGGAGUUCUCCUGGCUGCUGUGUUGGCUCUGGGAAUCCUCAUCUUGUUUUAUCGCAGGAAAAAAUGGAAAAGGUGA